Chrysoperla carnea is the source of this 1092-nucleotide messenger RNA. RefSeq names its product cAMP-dependent protein kinase catalytic subunit alpha-like. Gene Ontology annotation, molecular function: ATP binding; cAMP-dependent protein kinase activity. The record is from RefSeq and is a predicted model, not a curated record. Gene Ontology annotation, biological process: peptidyl-serine phosphorylation. NCBI's taxonomy places the organism in Eukaryota, Metazoa, Arthropoda, Insecta, Neuroptera, Chrysopidae. Gene Ontology annotation, cellular component: cAMP-dependent protein kinase complex; nucleus. The coding region runs from base 1 to 1092 and encodes 363 amino acids. The transcript has 6 exons.
AUGUUUAAGACUAAAGUUAGUCAAUACGGAUCAACGGUAUCGCACAUAACGUUAUCAAAUUAUAAAGAAUAUGAAGACCUUUUAGAUCAAUUGAAAAAAGAUUUUGUGAAAGAAUGGCGACAAUCAGCAUCCAUUCAUGAUUCCCUUAAUGUGUCUUCAGAUAAUUUCGAAAGAUUACGCACAUUAGGAGCAGGAACUUUUGGUCGUGUGAUUUUAGUAAAAUAUAAGUAUGACAACAAUUACUAUGCUAUGAAAAUAUUAGAAAAAGCAAAAUUAGUUAAAAUGAAACAAGUUCAACAUACUUUUAGUGAGAAAAGAAUUUUAGAAUGUGUACAUUUUCCAUUCAUAAUUCGACUAGAACUGUUUUAUCAAGAUAAUUGUAAUCUUUAUUUUGUGUUCCCUUUUCUCAUUGGUGGUGAAUUAUUCACACAUCUUAAAAGAUUUGGUAGAUUUGAAGAAAAAUUAGCGAGAUUUUAUGCUGGGCAAAUAACUUUAGCUUUAGAAUAUUUACAUCAUAUGGACUGUAUUCACAGAGACAUAAAGCCAGAAAACAUACUUCUUGAUAGAUCUGGUUAUCUUAAAUUAACUGAUUUUGGAUUCGCCAAGAUAAUUCAAGGGCGUACAUGGACGUUAUGUGGAACACCUGAAUAUCUUGCACCAGAAAUAAUAGCAUGUAAAGGAUAUGGUAUGGCAGCAGAUUGGUGGUCGUUGGGUGUACUGGUGUAUGAAAUGGCGGCAGGCUAUUCGCCUUUUGCUACAAAAUAUCCAACUAAAAUGUAUGAAAAAAUUAUCUCUGGAAGAUAUAAAUUUCCAAACCACUUUUCUCUGGAUUUGAAAGAUUUAAUAAGUCAUCUUUUACAAAAUGAUCUAACACGAAGGUAUGGGAAUUUAAAAAGAGGCGCAACAGAUAUAAAAACUCAUAAAUGGUUUAAAGGUUUCGAUUGGAUGUUACUGUUAAAUCGAAAAAUACUUCCACCAUAUACGCCACAGAUACAAAAUAAUAUUGACGCUAGUAAUUUCGAUCAAUAUGAGGAAAUCGAAAUUAAAACAAUGAAAAAUGAUGAGUUUUACAAUGAAUUCAAGGAUUUUUAA